CCCGAGCCUCCUCUCCCCUUCGCGCAGUGCAGUCUUGUCAGUCCAGUCGCCUCUCGCACUCACUCUGCAUGAGUUGCAUUGCGCGAACUUGUCGUGGAGACUUGGCCCUGGUGACUAAGUUGGUUUAGGAAUGUGGUCCUUGGCGUUCAAGGACACUUUCCGUGUGUGAAACUAUGUGCUGCCAUCUCACCAAACUCGGAUACUACUGAAGAACGGAUAUUUCCCACACAUUGGGAAAAGGAGGCCUGCAUGACGUCAACUUGAAGAUUCUAAGGACCUGCAUGAUGAGUCGGAGAAGCCAACCCACACUUCCAGCACUACUGAAGAGGAAGCGCCGCGACACCGAUGAUGGAGAGGAAAUACGACCCCCUGGACCACCACCUCCAGGACAGAUUCCAGAGGUCGCCAUCGACUCAUCACAGGGUGAUGCUCCAGAGAUAAGUAUUCAAGAAACCCAAACUGUUGAAGCACCAAGUGAAGACAGCGUUGUUGUGAUAUCCAGUGAAGACAAGGAAAAUGAAUGUCCACCUACAUUAAGCUGUGACGUACCUAGUGAAGACUUGGGCUGCUUUGAGGUUCCAUCCUCAGGUGAUGAAGCUGGUUAUGAACUAGGAAGUGAAAAUGAUGAUGGUUGUACAGUUCUCAGUCCAGAGCCAGCAAGACAGACUUAUCCUCUAACACCGAUUGACAAUUGCCAUACAUGGAGCAGAUUUCGUGGUUCUUUUAGCCAACCAGGACAGCCCACAGAGCGAGCAUGCCCUCUACCAAAUCUUAAUUGGGCUGAUGAAAAGAAUGUCUGGGAGCGAAUGUGUGCUCAAGAUACAGCAGCUACAGAAAGGCGGAAUCCCGACAUGUUUGACAACCACCCUCUUCUUCAACCUCGCAUGCGGUCUGUUCUUUUGGAUUGGCUGAUCGAAGUUUGUGAAGUGUAUAGGCUUCAUAGAGAAACUUACUAUCUUGCCAUGGACUUUCUGGACCGCUACCUUACCCUCACAAAAGAUUUGCCCAAGACUCAACUGCAGCUCAUAGGAAUCACAUGUCUUUUCAUUGCUGCUAAGAUGGAAGAAAUAUACCCACCUAAGAUCCAAGAAUUUGCAUAUGUGACCGAUGGAGCAUGCACUGAGGCAGAUAUUCUUUCUAAAGAACUGGCAAUCAUGAAGUGUUUGGACUGGCGUCUGAGCCCUUUGACAGUAAACUACUGGCUAAAUACUUACAUGCAGUUGGUGAGCAGCCAUCGGAGGGUGGUUGGGCGACAGCAGCGAUCUGCCGCGCGGGAGAAGUUGGCUCGUCGCGUUAGUCGCUCAAGCCUGGGAGGGCUUUGCUCGUCACCGUUGCAACCUGAAGUACAGACAGCGCACGAAGAGAAUCUUGGAACGUCCUUUGUUUACCCCCAAUUCUCUGGGCUGUCAUUCUCAGAAACAGCUCAGCUGUUGGACCUGUGCACUCUGGAUGCUGCCUGUCUCCAUUUCUCCUAUUCAGUCCUUGCAACAUCAGCUUUGCAUCAUACUGUGUCAAGGGAUAUAGCCUUGAAAUUCUCAGGAUUGCAAUGGCAAGACAUUGCAAUUUGUGUCAAGUGGAUGAAACCCUAUGCUGUAACUCUAGCUAAAGAGGGUGCUACUACUACAUUUCCCUCCCAUAGCUCAGGUUCACCUCACAGUUCUGGACUGACCAAGGCAGUUCCGAACAUAGUCACAGAUGACUCUCACAACAUACAAACUCAUUCUGUGAAUUUGGACAUGCUGGAACAAGCUCAAGCUUUACUUGUUAAAUUAGUUGAAGAUGAAGAGGUGAAGGCAUUAGGUCUACUUACUCCCCCAUCCAGUGGCUGCAAACCUCUUGUGUCACAUGGCUCCAAUUUCACCUGAUACUUAAUCUUCCCAAGCUUUUGUCUUGAGUAGCAAAAGACUGAAACUUAUGAAAAUUAUAUAUUGUUACUCCUGGCAAAGCAUACGACAAAACUGCCAUAAUGCUUAAUUCAUAGUUAGUGCACAUUAUCCAUAGCAACCCUUCCUUGUGAUGGUUUUGCCUCUUCACCAUAAAUGUGUAUCAUUAUGCACUUCUUUGGUAGAGGCAAGUUAAAACGCUUAUUUUUGAGGGUGGCUUAACCUGUGUACUUUUCAAUCUAGUCGAAAGAUUAUUUUCUGACUAAUAAUUUUGUAGAAGAUAUAUUACAAACUGCAGUAAAUGAAUUUUAAUUUCUUAUGAAGCCAGGAAACCUGUUUUUGUAAGGUCAUGUAAUGAUGCUUGUAGAGUUUUGAACCAUGGUGCGGAGUGCAUGGCGUUAUGAAUUUAUGAAGUUAAAUUUCCUCCGUUUUUAUUGAUUUUUAAGUAGUGUAAAUAGCCCCAUGCAUGUGCCUUCACUUUGUUAAAAUCUCAAAAUUUGAUUUAAAAAAAAUGAAAUAAAAUCCAGAAAAAAAAUAAUAAACAUGA
Molecule: messenger RNA, 2430 nt
Organism: Thrips palmi
Lineage: Eukaryota; Metazoa; Arthropoda; Insecta; Thysanoptera; Thripidae
Product: G1/S-specific cyclin-E1
Exons: 9
Coding region: 282-1865 (527 amino acids)
Biological process (GO): G1/S transition of mitotic cell cycle; regulation of cyclin-dependent protein serine/threonine kinase activity
Cellular component (GO): nucleus; centrosome; cyclin E1-CDK2 complex
Molecular function (GO): cyclin-dependent protein serine/threonine kinase regulator activity
Source: RefSeq, a predicted model, not a curated record